This is a messenger RNA of Peromyscus californicus insignis, 1578 nucleotides long. It is a transcript of the gene Abitram, whose product is annotated as actin binding transcription modulator. Gene Ontology annotation, biological process: dendrite morphogenesis; regulation of actin filament polymerization; regulation of filopodium assembly. Bases 94 to 672 code for a protein of 192 amino acids. The record is from RefSeq and is a predicted model, not a curated record. Gene Ontology annotation, molecular function: actin filament binding; actin monomer binding. NCBI's taxonomy places the organism in Eukaryota, Metazoa, Chordata, Mammalia, Rodentia, Cricetidae. The transcript is spliced from 6 exons. Gene Ontology annotation, cellular component: filopodium tip; dendrite; nucleus.
GGUGGGGGUAGGGGUGGGGUGAGAUCGGCGAGCUGCGCGCGUGCGCACAAGCUACCACGCGGGAAGUCCAUCCCUCUGGCCUGGACCCUCAGCAUGGAAGAGAUCGGAUGCCCAGAGGCAGGGCUGGCGGGGCCAGAGGUAGCCGUGGCUACUGAACCCGCGGUGCCCUCCCUGGUGGAUCGAUACUUCACUCGCUGGUAUAAAGCGGAUGUUAAAGGAAAACCCUGUGAGGACCACUGUAUACUACAACACUCCAACCGAAUAUGUGUCAUCACACUGGCAGGAUCCCAUCCCGUUCUUCAGAGUGGCAAAACUAUUCAAAGUAUUUCCUAUCAGAUCAGUACCAACUGCAGCAGGCUUCAGAACAAAGUCUCUGGGAAAUUUAAGCGGGGGGCACAGUUUCUAACAGAGCUCGCCCCUCUGUGUAAGAUAUACUGCUCCGAUGGAGAAGAAUAUACCAUAUCUAGCUGUGUUAGAGGUCGACUGAUGGAAGUGAAUGAGAAUAUUCUUCACCAGCCAUCUCUUCUUCAAGAGAAGCCAUCCACCGAAGGCUACAUUGCAGUUGUGUUACCCAAAUUUGAGGAAAGUAAAAGUGUAACAGAAGGGCUGCUGACUCAGCAGCAGUAUGAGGAGGUCGUGGUGAAGCGGAAUAAUGCCACAGCCACAUCAUGAGCCUUGAGACGGAGGGACAGCAUCGGAGUCUCACCCUGCCUGGCCUCAACCCUCACUGCACUGAAGAAAGCCAGUGAAUGGGAAGCAUUCCUCACACGGCCACAGGAGAAGCGUCGUUCUUCACCCCACCUAAGUCCCCUCCUUUGUCUGAACGUCACAAGCCUUGACUCCCCCUUUGUAGUCAAGCUCUCCGAUCUGCCCUACCUAGGUACCGUUAGGUUGGGACGUGCAGUUGUGGGUGUUCGCCUGCAUAUGUACAUCAGAAAACAACUUUGAAUGCUUUUUUACCUUGUGUUAGACAGUCUCUCAUUGACUUGGAACUUUGCCAGACAGCUCAUGAGCUUCCAGGGAGACACCCAUCACCUCUGCCUCCCAUCUUGCAAGGCCAGUAUUACAAAUGCACACACCAUAGCCAACUUUUAUAUGAGCCAGAAAAUCCAAACUCAGGUCCUUAUGCGUUCAAGGUGUAUUACUCUUCAGUUGCUGUGAUAAAAUACCAUAACCAAAAGCAACUUCCCCAAGAGUUUAUAUGGGUUUAUAGUUCCACAGGAUUAGAUGCCCAUCCUAGCGAGAAGGCAUGGUAGCAAGAACAGGAAGCUGAGAUCACAUCUCCACCAUACACAAAAAGCAGAGUAAGCCCGAAGUAGGGUGAGGUUAUUAACUGCCCCGGUGAUGUAAUUCUCCCAGCAAGACUUCUUUUCCUAAAAGUUCCACCGACUGGGGACCAACUGUUCAAAUACAUAAGUCUAUGGGGUUAUUUUUUAUCACUCUUCCACAUUCUUCCCAUGAUGCCUUUAUACCCAUAUUGGGCUGGAGAGCUUCUCUCCAGAUCCUACCAAGCCCCGGCAGUCCAACAGCCCACUUAUAAAAUAAACACAUAGAUGCUUAUAUUAUUUACAAACUGUA